AUGGCUGCUGCAAAGUAUCUGCCGCCAGAAGAUCAGUUUCUGUGCUCCAUCUGUCUGGACGUGUUCACUGAUCCUGUCACCACAUCAUGUGGACACAACUUCUGCAAAAACUGCAUCAAUAAACACUGGAAUACCAGCAACAGGUGCCUGUGUCCAAUGUGUAACAAGGUUUUUAUCACAAGACCUGAGCUGCAUGUCAACACUUUCAUCUCUGAGAUGGUCGCUCAGUUCAAACAGUCAGCUCAACAGAAAGCCAGCAGCAGCAGCUCACAGCAACAAUGUGAUAAACAGGAAGUUUCCUGUGACGUCUGCAGUGGAACCAAACUGAAGGCCCUGAAGUCCUGCCUGGUGUGUCUGGUCUCCUACUGUGAGACUCACCUGGAGCCUCAUCUGACAAUGCCAGGCCUGAGAAGACAUCAGCUGAUCGACCCUAAGACAUGUGUCUGCAUGCUCUGCACUGUUUCAGACCACAAGACACAUGAUGUUGUUCCUCUGAAGGAAGGAUAUGAAGGAAAGAAGGCUGAGCUGGCUAAGAAAGAGGCUGAAAUUCAGCAGAUGAUCCAGAAGAGACAACUGAAGAUUCAGCAGAUCAAACGCUCCAUUAACCUCAGUGUCAAAGGUGCAGACAGAGCAAUAGCAGAAGGUGUUCAGGUCUUCACUGCUCUGAAGGAGUCUGUUGAGAGAGGCCAGGUCGAUCUCAUUAACACGAUCAAAGCAAAGCAGAAAACAACAACAAAAAUGGCAGAAGGCUUCAUCAAAGAGCUGGAACUGGAAAUCUCUGAGCUGAUGAAGAGAAGAACUGAGCUGGAGCGGCUCUCACGUUCUGAAAAUCAAUUCCACCUCCUCCGAAGCUUCCCACCAGUGAAAGCUGCUCCACCCACCAAGGACUGGACAGAGGUCAGCAUCUGUCCAUCAUAUGAGGGGACUGUGGUGAGAGCUGUGUCUCAGCUGGAGGAGACACUCAGUGAACAGAUGAAGAAGCUGGUUGAAGCUGAGCUGAAGAGGGUCCAGCAGUAUGCAGUGAAUGUGACUCUUGAUCCUGAUACAGCACAUCCUGCUCUCAUUUUGUCUGGUGACAGAAAGAAAGUAUAUCCUGGAGAUGUGAAGCAGAAUCUCCCAAACAACCCAAAGAGAUUUUCUCUCAAUCCCUGUGUUUUAGGAGAGCAGAGUUUCUCUUCAGGCAGAUUUUACUUUGAGGUUCAAGUUCAAGGAAAGACUAACUGGGACUUUGGAGUGGCCAGAGAGUCGAUCAACAGGAAGCAAGACAUCCCUCUGAGCCCUGAGGAUGGUUACUGGACUGUAUGGUUGAGGAAAAGAAAUAAGUACAAAGCUCUUGAUAACAUUCCAGUCAGUCUCUCUCUGAAGUCUCAGCCUCAGAAGGUGGGGGUGUUUGUGGAUUAUGAGGAGGGUCUGGUCUCCUUUUAUGACGUAGAUGCUGCAGCUCUUAUCUACUCCUUUACUGGCUGCUCCUUCACUGAGAAACUCUUCCCAUACUUCAACCCAGGUCUUAAUGAGGGUGGCAAAAACUCUGCCCCAUUGGUUCUCUCUCAUAUAUAGACUGAUCAUUUAUUUUUUUUACAGUUAAAACUCCAGACCCACAAUUUGAUUCACUAUCCUAUUUAUUUUAUUCUUCAGUCAUCACAAAUGAUAAUAAUCAAUAUCUCUGUUCAUAAGAUACAAAAAUAUGGGAUUGAGGACUGUUGCGUGCUGCCCUACAUUGUAUCGGGUGUGCUGAGCAGGUGGCCAGAGUUGCCUUGAUGAGGUGGAUGUGACUGGCAGUCAGAGUGCGGGUGAGUGAAAAUUUACCAGGAGCAGCUGAGGGAGGGAAGCAGACUGUGACAGAGAACCCUAGUGGGUGUGGCUGUUUUUCCCCUCUCGCCUCCCCCUCCCUGUCUUUUUCUAAAGGAGCGCAACACUUGACUUUAACGGGUGGAGUUUCACGCAGCAUUUGAAGAUAAUUACAAGCAUGGCCAUUCUUGGCUUUCAAUGUCCGAUAGUCCACCACAAACAUUUUCAUCACAUCUCCUCAGCAAAAAUGAAACAUGGAUUUCGUCUUACUUUUUUUAAAAAAUCAAGAUCUGUUUUUAGCUUGUCAUCGUCUUGUUUUUGUCAUGGAAAAAUGUUUGUUGGUUAAAAAUGUUCGUCAUAGUUUUUAUCAACAAAAUUAACACUGAUAUACACCCGUAUUAUUCAGGCUGAGCACAUACUAGUUAUUUACCCUCUAUCAGCCUCCCUCAGUGGCAAAUAAUUCUCUUUUUAACUACAAUACAGAGUAGGUAUC
This is a messenger RNA of Epinephelus lanceolatus (giant grouper), 2281 nucleotides long. Its product is annotated as E3 ubiquitin-protein ligase TRIM21-like. Gene Ontology annotation, molecular function: protein binding. The record is from RefSeq and is a predicted model, not a curated record. Lineage: Eukaryota; Metazoa; Chordata; Actinopteri; Perciformes; Serranidae.